GACAAGGAUAAGGAUAAAGAUAAGGAUAAGGAGCGGGAGGCGCGCCGUGAAGGGGACCGUUCCUCCCGACGCCAUAGAUCGCGGUCUAAGGAGAGGUCUUCACGACGAGAGCGCGACAGAGAGGGUCGCGGAGAAGGUCGCGAAGAGCGCCGCAAACGAGAGGAGUCGCGCGAUCGGAACCGCUCGCGAUCUCCGAACCGAAGCAAAAUCAGUCGCCGGAAGAAGGAGUCGAACUACUGGGAUGUCCCGCCGCCCGGCUUUGAACACAUCAGUCCCGCCCAAUACAAGGCAAUGCAAGCCGCCGGACAGAUACCUACCACUCUAUUCGCGGCUCCCGGCACCGCACCCGUGCCUAUCGUCGGCAGUACUAUCACACGACAGGCCAGACGUCUAUAUGUCGGGAAUAUUCCGUUUGGUUGUAGUGAAGAGGAAAUGAUGGACUUUUUCAACGCGCAAAUGCAUGCCUGCGCUUUCAGUCAGGCACCGGGCAGUCCAGUGCUCGCCUGUCAGAUCAAUCUCGACAAGAACUUCGCUUUCCUCGAGUUCCGAUCGAUUGAUGAGACGACUCAAGCCAUGGCUUUCGAUGGCAUUAAUUUUAAAGGACAGUCGUUGAAGAUUCGUAGACCACAUGAUUAUCAGCCAAUGCCGGGAAUGAGUGAACAGCCACAGGCAACUGUUCCCGGAGUCAUAUCCACUGUUGUGAACGACUCGGCAUUUAAGAUAUUCAUCGGUGGUCUCCCUAAUUACCUGAAUGAAGAUCAAGUUAAAGAGCUAUUGAUGAGUUUCGGUCAGUUAAGAGCCUUUAAUUUGGUGAAAGACAGCGCCACCGGACUCUCCAAAGGAUACGCUUUUUGUGAAUACGCCGACACUCAGAUCACGGAUCAGGCGAUUGCGGGACUCAAUGGCAUGCAAUUGGGCGACAAGAAGUUGAUUGUCCAGAGGGCCAGUGUAGGCGCUAAGAGCGGGCCACUGGCCGCUGCUCUGUCCGGUGCCGCUGCCAUCUCAGCGCCCGUUCAGAUACAAGUGCCAGGCCUUCAAAACGUGUCCGGAGGUAUCGGUAAUCCCACCGAUGUCUUGUGUCUCAUGAAUAUGGUUGUGGCAGAAGAACUCAAUGAUGACGAAGAAUAUGAGGAUAUACUCGAAGAUAUUCGCGAAGAGUGCGCCAAAUACGGUGCCGUCAAGUCGUUGGAAAUUCCCCGACCUAUUGAAGACGUGGAAGUGCCCGGACUCGGGAAGGUUUUCAUUGAGUUUAAUAACCCGAUUGACUGCCAAAAAGCGCAACAAAGCCUAACGGGCCGUAAGUUUGCGAACCGAGUAGUCGUCACCUCCUUCUUCGAUCCCGACAAAUACCACAGAAGAGAGUUCUAACACACCUUUCGACCACUCAUUCAAUCAUUUAUUUCGUUAAUCGAUAAUUUAAGUAAUUAUUUUGAAUUCAUUUUUUACUCAUGAAAUGCUAAAUAUUUUGAGUUUUUCUUUAUAAGCAUGAUUUGUUUUAAUUGAAUAAAAUGACAAUUUAUUAUUUAAUUGCAAAA
Molecule: messenger RNA, 1535 nt
Organism: Oppiella nova
Lineage: Eukaryota; Metazoa; Arthropoda; Arachnida; Sarcoptiformes; Oppiidae
Source: the annotation of a GenBank genome assembly